Molecule: messenger RNA, 855 nt
Organism: Morchella importuna
Lineage: Eukaryota; Fungi; Ascomycota; Pezizomycetes; Pezizales; Morchellaceae
Exons: 2
Coding region: 1-855 (284 amino acids)
Source: RefSeq, a predicted model, not a curated record
AUGUCCCGCAAUAAUUCCGUCUCAACAACUGAAACAUCGUGCAGCGGCUACACCUACCCCUCCGCCCUCUACCCACUCUCCACCACCUCAACGUCGACCACCCUGACUACGAUUUCCUCCACAACGUCCCGAGAGAACCGAGUCAUUUCCGACUUUAAUCCCACCCUCCUGCUCUACAUCCCCUCCCACGGGGGUCUGCGCGCCCGCAAGGCCAGCGCCGAGCUCACCAUCCAUGACGUAACCACGCAUCUGCCUGGCUACAACCAUCACACAAACUCGGUCCCCGACACCGUCACAAUGGCGCAGAUCAAGAGCGUUGUUGCUGCGCGCCGCUGGGAGUCCGGCGACGCCAGGGUGCCCACGCUCGUGUCGCGCCGCAACGGAAGCCUUUCAUCGCGCAGCACAGUGCUGGCACCUGGAGGCAUUGAGGCCGCAGAGUGGAAGGUACCGUGGGAUGUGAUGAAGCCCGCGAACAUCACGCUCAAGGGCAACGAGGAUCGGCGGGUGGAGGUGUGGUGCGGGCGCGAGGAUCGCAGGGCGCAGGUGUGGUCCGUGGGGCGGGAGAGGUUCGUGUGGCGCUGGCUGGAGAGCGGGGAGUUGGUGCUCGAGAAGGAGAGUGAGGAGAUGGGAAGCCAUCAGAUUGGCGCAUUCCUGUUUGCGCAUCACUCGAAGAAUUCGUCGUUUGGCCCGCUCAUGACCACCGGCGGUACGCUGAUCCUGGAUGAGCGCGGAUUGUCGCGGACGAUCGCGGUCACGAGCAUGCUGAUCCUCCUCAAGCGGGAGAGACAGCGACGCAGCAUUGGCGGGCGAACAUUCAGGGCCGAAACACCGAGGGCUCGGCGUGAGAGCGUCUAA